Suricata suricatta (meerkat) is the source of this 2436-nucleotide messenger RNA. RefSeq names its product potassium channel tetramerization domain containing 5 (gene KCTD5). NCBI's taxonomy places the organism in Eukaryota, Metazoa, Chordata, Mammalia, Carnivora, Herpestidae. The record is from RefSeq and is a predicted model, not a curated record. Gene Ontology annotation, cellular component: cytoplasm; Cul3-RING ubiquitin ligase complex. Gene Ontology annotation, molecular function: cullin family protein binding. The coding region runs from base 52 to 771 and encodes 239 amino acids. The transcript has 7 exons. Gene Ontology annotation, biological process: protein homooligomerization; proteasome-mediated ubiquitin-dependent protein catabolic process.
AAGACCGGACGCUUCCGGUAGACGGGCGCUGUGGCGGGGCUUGCCGGGAUCAUGGCGGAGAACCACUGCGAGCUGCUGCCGCCGGCUCCGAGCGGCCCCGGGGCGGGGCUGGGGGCUGGCCUGUGUCGCCGCUGCAGCGCGGGGCUCGGCGCUCUGGCCCAGCGCCCCGGCAGCGUGUCCAAGUGGGUCCGGCUCAACGUCGGCGGCACCUACUUCCUCACCACCCGGCAGACGCUGUGCCGGGACCCGAAAUCCUUCCUGUACCGUUUGUGCCAGGCCGACCCCGACCUGGACUCGGACAAGGAUGAAACUGGUGCCUAUCUAAUCGACAGAGACCCCACCUACUUUGGGCCCGUGCUGAACUACCUGCGACACGGCAAGCUGGUCAUUAACAAAGACCUUGCAGAGGAGGGUGUGUUGGAGGAAGCGGAAUUUUACAAUAUCACCUCACUAAUAAAACUUGUAAAGGACAAGAUUAGAGAACGAGACAGCAAAACCUCCCAGGUGCCGGUGAAGCACGUGUACCGCGUGCUGCAGUGCCAGGAGGAGGAGCUGACGCAGAUGGUGUCCACCAUGUCCGACGGCUGGAGGUUCGAGCAGCUGGUCAGCAUCGGCUCCUCCUACAACUACGGGAGCGAGGACCAGGCUGAGUUCCUCUGCGUGGUCUCCAAGGAGCUGCACAACUCCCCGUACGGCACAGCCAGCGAGCCCAGCGAGAAAGCCAAGAGUGACGACGAGGAGACGGGUCCCGAUGGGGACGACUCAGGUUAAGUGUAAAUGUCACGAUUUUGCAAGAACGGGGUUCAAGGAUGUGAGAAGCAUAGUGUUGACAGCUGAAGAAACAUUUUGUCUUUCCCAAGAUGCAACGGUCUGCCGUGCUGUGGAAGCUGGGCCGCGGGAAGAAACCUGCUUUUGACAAUUUCUCUGGAGGUCUGGGCGCGGGUCCUUGUCUGGCUCGGAGGUGGGUGGGGAGAGACGGGGCCAGCUGCCCCAGGCCCGGCGCCCCCGCCCGGAGGAGGCGUCCCUCGUGCUGCCUGGGCCCGAGGCAGGCGGCUUCCCGCCUCAUCACCGAAGAGCAUUCAAAGGACAGCGUUCUUGGUGCUACAUAUUCAGUCUGUAACGGAGCCUGGGCCUUGCUGGUCGGAAGCCGCUGCAGCGCCGGGGCCCCAGGCCCUGGGUGCCCGCCGGUCACCCACAUGCGCACCAGGCCCUGGGCCUCGGUUCGCGGAGUCUGCCCUGCCUACCAGGCAUGAGCGGUUGGCAUUCUUGCAGCCCCAGCGGCUCCUGAGAGGGGCGGCCUCUGCGUGUUCACUACUUCCCGGGCCUCCUUCAGAGCCAGGCUCCCCCAGCCUGACCCCGCCUGGGACACUCGAGGCUUCUCCGUUUGUGUUUUCCAGGCGAGAGAACUUUGCACCCCUUCUUCCCCAGUGUGGAUGGACAACCCAGCGUUUUUACUUGUUAGAAAUGCCUAAAAGUGUUGCUGCAUUUUGGACCGAUCUGCUAAGUCGUUCAAAGGGAAGUGGAAGUUCGUCUCGUGCGGCCCGCCCGCAGGCUUGUGGGGCAGCCGUGGCCCGUCAGUGCCUUUGUCUCGCCUGGGAUGGAGGCCGGGGCGGGAGGCCUGUCCCCCUGGCUUCCGGAGCGGAAACUCCGGCUCACACUGAAAAUUGGAUGUUUACAGUGCAUCACAAAUCCCUCUCUUGCCGGCUCUCGUUUUCUUUGUAUAACUAUGCAGUUCUCUGUUCCUGGGGUGUUUCUGGGGUGAUCGAGACUUCACACCACCCGCACGGGCUCUGCCCACAUGACCUGACGUUGGAGCCACUAGAAUCCCCGUAGGAGCCGCUGCUCGCAUGCUCGGCCGUGGGGGCUGUCGGGGCGCCGGGGGGCCCGGCUCGGGCGGGCGGCUCUCGCCUUCCUGGCCAGGGGGGCUGUGCCCACUGACCACUGCUGGGUGGGCGGAGGCUCUGACAUGCUCCGUUUCCAAUGCUUCCGGAGGCUUCUUGCCUGUGCCCUCUCCUUCUUUGCCAAUAACCUGAUUAACCUAGUUCCCCAGCACCCAGGACAUACCUCCUCGUCGUAAGGUCUCCUGUACGUUGUUAACUGUUUGCUUCAACCAUUUAUAGCAUCCUUUCUGGAGGGCACGUUUAGGUCCUCGUGACCUGCCCUCCCGGUGAGCCCUGGGGAGGAGGGCAGCCCCUUAGUGGCCUUGGGGUGAACCUGUGGGGCCCUGCUGGCCACUUAGCGUCGUUUGAUUUGUGACCUUGACAUAAUAGGCUUGUUGUUUUUUAAUUUAAAGAUAUUAAGACUUAAUUCACUAAAAUUUAUUCUAAGGGGAUAUUUAUACUUUUAUACUUUUUUAGGUAUCCGUAUUUUAUCAGCUUACAGCCUGAGUUUCCCCUAAAAUAGCAAAUAAAAUUGUGUAUUUAUGAAUGAGCAGAA